UUUUCUUCUUACUUUAUUUCUGUAGCUGUCUGUUCUAUUUAUAACAAGAAAUCUGCAUCCAGAGACAUUUUAUCUGUUUUGUUUCAGUUUUGGUUUUGUCAGUUGUUACGUUUAUAUCUAAACGCUCUUACAUUGUCAACAAGGAUUAAUUCUGUAACUUUUAUAAACACCGACACAGACAAUUAAAGCAGUCAUGUCUGCGGAUCGGCAGAUGUUCAAGAAGAGCCCUCCUGGUUCGGUGGACGGUUUCGGCGGUCUGGACCCGCUUAAUAGUCCGCUGUCAGAGAUGGAGACAUUGAGGAUGUUACUUAACGAGCGGUUGACCGCAGCAGUAGAUGAUAUUUUGGGCGUAUUCGGGAGAACAGUUGCCAGGUACCGGGAGCAGAUAGACUGCCAGAAACGACAGCUAGAGAUCCUGAGGUCUGGGGAGGAUACGUGGAGCGGGACUCCAGACCCUCUGCAGGAUUCAUCCUGGAUAAAAAACUGUCCUGAACAUCAGAGCCUUGGUGACCCUGUGGCCCAGACGGACAGCCCUGCUGAGACAGAUGUUAACACCUCAGUUCCUCAGAUUAAAACAGAGGGCAGCGGGGAGGAUUGUGGAGGGUCAGCACCACACGAUCACUUUGAUGUAGCAGCUCAUCCAGAAGCAGAGGUCAAUGGUCAACUCCUCAUCGAAGACUCUGACACAGAAGACAGUGAUGACAACUUUGGAAAUAUUGCAAGACUUUGGAAAACAGAGGAGACAGCAGAAAGCAUAGAUCAGGUUGUCUUCACAGAAGACAGUGAAGACAACUUCGGAAAUAUUGCAAGACUUUGGAAAACAGAGGAGACAGCAGAAAGCAUAGAUCAGAUUUCAGAUAUGGAGGCGAAAAGCUCUGCAAAUCUGUGGCAGGAGACAGACCAACUUCCUCCCGUGUUCAGCUGCAAGGUUUGCGGCGAGUCCUUCCACAGGAUGAGCUAUCUUUUCACACACACUUCCUCACAUCUGAGAGACUGCGGCGUGUGCGGCAAACACCUGGAGCGCACGGAAAGCCUGAAGCUUCACCUCAGCGUUCACAGAGAAGCGUCGUUCCGCUGCAGCGUCUGCGGGCAGAGCUUCACCCUGCGGGGAAACCUCAGGACUCACAUGAGGAUCCAUUCGGGCGAGCGGCCGUACGCUUGCACCGUCUGCAGCAAGAGCUUCGGCCGGAAGGCGACGCUGGUGCGGCACGUCCGCAGCCACACGGGGGAGAAGCCGUUCACCUGCACCUUCUGCGGCCACGGCUUUACAGAGAAGGGGAACUUGACGGUGCACCUGCGGACUCACACGGGUGAGAGGCCGUACUGGUGCUCCAACUGCAACCGCCGCUUCAGUCAACUGUCCAGCUUCUACAAACACCCGUGUCAGAGAAGAGGCUCAGCUUCUGCCCCUGUUAAUCCCUCAUGACAGCUGAUGCACAUCUUUAGAUUAAAGUUUGUUUAUAACAGAGCAUCAAAACAAAAACUUGCAAAAUCUCAGCUGAUAUGAAACCACAUUUUGAGCUCUAGUGGGCAAUUUUAAUGAGAAAUGAUCAUCUGGUUUCCUAAGUAGUUUUGAUUAUUUCAACUUCAUUUUUGAGAAUUUACAUUUUGGUAUUUUAAAAGAUGAAUCAAAAUACUGUGAUUCAUGGUACUGAUGAUAAGACAUCAAGAUAUUUGUUUUAGAAACUUUUUUUUUUACCUUUGCUGCCCUUUUCUCUGUUCCCUGUUCUUCUUUGUAUUCUAUACUGGCCCAGAAUUUAAAAGUAAUAUUUAUAACAAGUUGACUUGCAGGUCCAUUCUCAGCUAUCUUCCUGCACAUUUAAAUAAAAAGUCACCACAAUUAACUGCUGAUCAUAUGCAAAUUAAAGAAUAUUUUAAAUAAAAUUUCUUUAGUUAUAAUUAUUAGGAUAAUUGACAAAUGUAAACUGCUCCCAAUAUAGUUUUUGAAUUUUUAAUAAAUGCAUAAUAGACUGUCAUUUUUUUAAAACAAAUAUGAUAGAAAAACAGGAGCCUUGUUGAAUCACAUUGUUGAUCAUUUCAUCUGUGUGAAACACUAAACCAAGUUGUGUUAUUGGUUCUGAAGUGGUUCUGUAAUGGAUGGCAGCUCACUCAUGAACAGUUGACUUCAUUAACAGCUUUCUCUUUUUAUAAAUUGUUUGUAUAGAAAUACUAUUGUUAAUUUUAACGAAGUGAAGUAUAAAAAAUAAUGUAAUGACUAAAUUAGGGGAUAUGUAUAAAUAAUGCUGUUAA
This is a messenger RNA of Melanotaenia boesemani (Boeseman's rainbowfish), 2250 nucleotides long. Its product is annotated as zinc finger protein 84-like. Gene Ontology annotation, molecular function: DNA-binding transcription factor activity; RNA polymerase II cis-regulatory region sequence-specific DNA binding. The record is from RefSeq and is a predicted model, not a curated record. The transcript is spliced from 2 exons. Gene Ontology annotation, biological process: regulation of transcription by RNA polymerase II. Lineage: Eukaryota; Metazoa; Chordata; Actinopteri; Atheriniformes; Melanotaeniidae. Bases 194 to 1426 code for a protein of 410 amino acids.